Molecule: messenger RNA, 1827 nt
Organism: Bolinopsis microptera
Lineage: Eukaryota; Metazoa; Ctenophora; Tentaculata; Lobata; Bolinopsidae
Product: glutaminase liver isoform, mitochondrial-like
Exons: 1
Coding region: 251-1735 (494 amino acids)
Biological process (GO): L-glutamine catabolic process
Molecular function (GO): protein binding; glutaminase activity
Source: RefSeq, a predicted model, not a curated record
UGAGAAUAGUCACAGCAAUGUGCAAUCUUUUACGGUAAAAGAGGAAAAAGAUGCGUUGAACUUUGACUGUAAAAGUAAGGCUGAUGUAGAACUAGCUUCUGGUGGAUGUGUUAGUGAGCCCCAAUCUGAACUAAACCGUAACCUUCUAGAACUGUUCCUUGAUGAGGAUGAGCAGGUUUCAGUUCACUCAGUCCUGGCCCAACUGAAGCGUAACGGCAUCAGACCAUUCUGUGACCCAAGGCUUGUUCAGAUGGUGAACAAGCUCUCUAUAGACCCUGCUGGUCUCACCAUACCUAAUGAGAUAGGGGUCAAGAAGCUUGUUUCCAAAGAAGAAUUUAUUGAAGCUUGUUCCUCUUCUAACAACAUUCUCAACCAAUCCUUGGGCUCCAACCUCGUCAUCCCUGAUUUCCAAGAAUUUAGUAAGGAGUUGAAAAACCUCUUUCACGAACUGUCAGACUUUAAAGGCGGUAAGAAUGCAGACUACAUUCCACAGCUCUCCAGAGCCGACCCUAACUUGUGGGCUAUAUCCGUCUGUACAAUUGACGGUCAAAGAUUUUCUGUCGGGGACACUAACAUACCCUUUUGUAUUCAAUCUUGCUGCAAGGCCCUGAACUACGCUAUCAACGUGUCUGAAAUAGGGGCUGAUGCUGUACAUCUGCAUCUUGGCAAGGAGCCUAGUGGGAUAGGCUUCAACCAGAUAGCACUGGAUAAGCACGGUCUACCGCACAACCCAAUGAUAAACCCAGGUGCCAUUAGUUGCUGUAGUGUCAUACGUCCUCAGGAUACUCUGGCGGACAGGUUCGACCAUAUCACCCAACAGUACAAGACGAUGGCUGGGAACGAGUUUGUCGGGUUCAGCAACGCUACCUUUCUUUCCGAGAAAUCAGUCGCUGACCGGAACUUUGCUAUUGCUUACUUUCUACACGAACACAAUGUGUUCCCCAAAGGGACCAAUCUGAAGGAAACACUGGACCUCUACUUCCAGCUGUGUUCUGUAGAGACCACCUGUGACUCAGGCUCAGUGAUCUGCGCUACCCUAGCUAACGGAGGGGAAUGUCCGACCAGUCGGGAGGUGUGCCUGUCUCCGGAUGCAGUGAGGAACACCCUGUCUCUCAUGUUCUCGUGUGGCAUGUACGAUUACUCUGGAGAGUGGAGUUUUGAGGUGGGCUUCCCUGCUAAGUCAGGAGUUGCUGGUUCUAUCUUCAUUGUUAUCCCUGGGGUUAUGGGGAUUUGUGUGUGGAGUCCCCCGUUAGAUGAGCUGGGUAACAGUUACCGAGGAGUUGAGUUUGCUAAAAGACUUGCCCAGAAGUUUGCCUUCCACCAGUUUGAUAAUAUCCAAGGUAACCAGACAAAGAUGGACCCGCGACGAAACCCAAAGUCGGAGAGCAAAGAGAUACAAAUCCUAAACCUGAUCUCCGCUGCCAACAACCGUGACAUGGUGCUUCUUCACAAGUACUUCGAAAUAGGGAUAGACUUCAACAUCUGUGACUACGACAACAGGACCCCCCUUCACCUGGCAGUGGCUGCGGAUCAUCUCACUGUGGUUAGGUUCCUGGUUGAGAAAGCUAAGGUUAAUGUUAACCCCAUUGAUCGGAUGAGAACCACUCCGAUGGAUGAGGCCUUGCGGAGUGGUUCUCAUGCUGAGUGUACCAACCAGGAAGUUAUCAAGUAUCUCCGCAAAAAGGGAGCUAAAACAUGUGAGCAGCUCCUAAUGGCGGCUAGUGUCCAGUAUUAGUCAGAACUAGAGGAGUUUUGUUAAAUUGUUCUGUGAUCUGACUUAGUACCUGAUCCCCCCGGGUCUGAUGAACUGCCAGUCUGAACAAAAUA